Papaver somniferum (opium poppy) is the source of this 2481-nucleotide messenger RNA. RefSeq lists its product as uncharacterized. Lineage: Eukaryota; Viridiplantae; Streptophyta; Magnoliopsida; Ranunculales; Papaveraceae. The coding region runs from base 1479 to 2195 and encodes 238 amino acids. The record is from RefSeq and is a predicted model, not a curated record. The transcript has 5 exons.
CCUCUUUCUUUUUCUACUCUUUCCCCUGUAUCUGUUUCUUCUCCAAAUCCCCCCUGUAUAUCAUCUUAAUUAUCGUUGCGAAAUAAUUUGGAAGCCUUUGCUCAAAUAUGUUGUUUGAUUGAGUAUCAUCUUCACUAUUUUCUCUUUGUCUUUAUGUGUCGUAGUAGUCGUCAAAGAACUGAUAAUGGCCUCCCUCUACUAAUUUAGAGAUUUUCGCUGCAUAAGCUUGAAUGAACACUAUUUCGCUGCAUAAGCUUGUCUUGGUCACUUGUUGGAUUAAGGUUGUCAUGAUCCUAUAUCUGUAGUAUUCUCUCCUAUACAUACAUUUACAGAUCUAUUAUUUAAAUGUUCAAGAGAUCUGAACUUUAAUCUAACAUAAAGAUCUGGAAUUUGCCUGAUUGAUUACAAAUCUAAGUAAAGAUUCAAACUCACAAAAAGUACAAAUAAGGAUAAUAAGAUUAAGGUUUGCCUGAUUGAAAUUUGCCUGAUUGGUUAUAAAGAUCUAUGGGUACCUGUUCUUACAAUCAGAUUUUUAUCUCAGUACUCCUUAUAAUGGAUUUGGAAACGUUUUUAUGCAGUAGUGAUAACAAGUACAUAAGAUUAAAUUUCCCUUGAGCAUUAAGAUAAAAUUAAGUCUCAAUGGAUUUUCAUCUUGUUCUAUUUUGACCUAAUUAAAGAUUGGUAGAGCAAAAAUGAUGAGGAGAGUAUUCUCGCCGAUUCAUACAUUUAUGGAUUGAUUGACACAUAUUGUGAUAUGCAAUUGAUAAUGAAAAAUGCACGGGAUCAUUAAUUAGUUGGUUAAUCAAAAAAAUCAAGUAUUUCACCAGUAAUUGGUUACCACCAUUAGAUAAUUGAGAUACUGAUUUACUUAUUUUUGGCGAAGAUGAGAUAAAAUAGAGUGGGAUCUGGAGAUUUGAGGAAGAACAGGUGAUAGAGUAAAAAAAGAAGGGAGGAGAAAAACAUCUUACGUGGUUUUAGUUUUUGUCCACAUCAUCUUACCACGUUGGACAAGGAGGAGAGUAUGGAGGAAAUAAGGGAGCGGAAUAGUAUUUCCGUUCCGGAAAGUGAUAGACUCACGGCCGGCUCGAUCCGUGUGUCCCGUAAGAGACAAAAUUCAAACUUUUUUAUUGCUCGGCGGAUUUGGAGGGGUGGGUUUGGUGUGGGUCCCACCCCCAUGUGUGUUGCGGGACAACCCGUGGGAUGUCAAUCAUUUUCCUUUCCGUAUAUAUAUCCAAUUGAUAAAAUCCAGUUCGAUUAUAUAUAGUAGUUUUUCCGUACUUUUUAACUUGUCUAAAAAUUUGAUACAUAUCUAGUUGAGACCCAGUUUUAAUCCAAGAGGUGUAUCACCAUCAUCUGCCAGCCAAUCAUGGAACAAGAAGGUCAAUCUUAACGGCUAUCGAUGCCUAAAAGGGACGGUUCCUAUCAGAAGAACUAGCAGAGAAGAGCUACUUGGAGCUGAAUCUUUUUCAAAAUCAAUUAUGCUCAGCCAUGUGCGUGCUCCUAAUGAAAUAAUUGUCCAACCUCCUGGUCAACAUGUGGCAAUUCGUCAAUCCACCAACUCUACACAGGAAGAUCCUGUAAUUCCAUAUCGGGGACUUAAAGCGGAUGUUAAGAUAGACAAUCCAUCAUCCGUGGAGAAGGAUCAGCAAAGCGCUAGUCUACUGUGGCUUGAAUCCGGAACAGCCGAUAAUUUCACGACCAUACAAGCCGGAUGGAUGGUGGCGCCAACAAUUUUCGGUGACUCUGGUACUCAUCUUUUCGCAUUAUGGAGAGAUGGACCGGAAAAUGGGUGCGUCAAUUUGCAAUGCACAGGCUUUAUACAAGUAAGCGGUUCCACUUAUGUUGGUAUGCGCUUUGAGCAUGUAUCUGAAUAUGGUAACCCAGAUAUGCUUGCGGUAACAAUUUUCGUCCACCAGGAUGCUAAAACGGGGAAUUGGUGGUUGACCGUUCAUGGAAGUGAGACAGCUGAUGUUGGUUACUGGCCGCAGGAGGUGGUACCUUACCUACGUUCAGGAGUUCAGUACGUUGCAUGGGGAGGGCUAAGUCAGAUUUCCUCCCGAAACUACCAAAAGCCCCCCAAUGGGAAAUGGUCAGUUCCCAGAUGGGGAUAUAACCAAGGUUUCAGCCAUGUGGAACCUUCAGUAUGUCGACCAGAAUUACGACUUGCAGUUUCCAAUAGAUUAUUUCUUCCAUGAAACUAACGCGGACAAAUCCGACUGUUAUGAUUUAAUCUACAAUGAUGAAAACUGGGAUCCUAAGUGGGCGUUCAACUUCUUUUUCGGAGGACCGGGAGGAGAUUGUUAGACGUUACGAUGCUACAUUUCUAUUUCAACAUCAAUAUGAGUCCUGCUGUGAUCAGGUUAUCCUCGUCACAGAUAUUGUAACGGUGCACGACCUAACCUUUGGAUUCUAUAUCUUAUAUAUGCACACAUCUCUAGAUAAAAUUUAUGUAAUAAAGAUAUUUAUCUAAUUUUUUUUUUA